AAAAAGGAGGCAAGAGACAGAAGGGGGACUUGAACAGAAGCAUUACGAUCACUGUUUUUUCUUCCCAGUCUGGAGGUCAGAGACACUACUGGACAUGGUCUGACACUGAGAAACUGGAUGAAGAAUCUGGACUGGAUUUGGGUUUCGUAUGUUUGGAUUUGCUCCCAUCCAGAUGCUGUGCUGUCGUGGAGAAUAGAAAUUCUACAGUUGACAACAAAGCAAUGAUGACUUUGGCCAAAUUAUUUCCAGAAUUUUUGAACAUCAGCUCUUGAAGAGUUGCACUCUAAUAUGGUUGUAAUGUGUUUUGCCUUUCAAUUACUAAAGCUGGAUUUUAAAUCAUGUUUUAUUUUAGCCACCAGUGAUUGAGUACAUGUGGAUCCAGUAAAAUAUAUCUUUAGAUGAACUGGCUGUUUUUUUAGGAGACAACACUCGCUUAAAUAUGACUGGAGCCUUAUUUACAGGACUCAUCUUCUUUUUGCUAGAGGUGGUGAGUGAUGGUGAACCAACGUAUGCUGGACCAGGAAGGGUGGAGGACUUACACGAUUUACAAGGACAGUACAAGCUUGUCCAUCUGACAUCACACUGGGCCCUUCAGCUGGUCAAUGACUCGUUGCCUUUCUCCAGAGCUGACAGCUUCUGUAGAGGUCAGUUCAGCUCCCUCCACACCCUGGACCAGUCAAAGGACCAGGAAGAAGCACUGGAGCUCCUUCAGCAGACUGGACUCCGCUCCCCUGUCUGGGUCAGGAAUCCCAGCAGUACAGCCUCUAAUUCAGUGGCCCACUCCAGGCAGUAUAUGCAGUURUCAUGUCUAAACUUCCCAAAAGAGUCCCAUGAAGGCUUUGCUCAUGUCAACGUGACAUUUCCUGCCUUAUCAUCUGUGAGUGUGUGUGUACGAGUUCAAUGGGACCCCAAGUGGAAUGAGGUGUCCACCAUCUUUUCCUAUGCUGCACCUGUCUUUACCAAUGAGUUUCAGCUGCGAGGCCAAGUGGAUGUGCAGGGUCGCAUCCUCUUGGCACUUAUCAUCCACGGAAAGCACCUGCCGUAUAAGGCGUCUUUCUCAAACGACGGUGCAUGGCAUCACAUCUGUGUCACAUGGCACCGGAGCAGAAAUCACUGGGCCAUCUACGUUGARGGGGACAGGAGUGACGGGGGGUUAGGUACAGACAUUCACAGGGAUAUAUAUGGUGAUGGUAUUCUGAUCUUGGGUCAGGACCAAGACUCAUUUGGUGGGGAUUUUACAGAGCCUUUUUUUGGAAACAUCACCGAUCUGAAUGUUUGGAACAUAUCUUUGGAAGCAAGACAUGUCCGUGCCUUGAAUUCCUGUUCACCCGUUAACCUGGAAAAGCUUUUCACUUGGAACCUUCAGCUCAUAAGCAGCCAUACUGUGGUCAAAAAUGUGCAAGCCCUUCUCUUUUGUCCAGCAGCACACCAGCAGAUGGAGCUCCAGGACUGCAGGACUUUGCAGGGCUGGUCAGCUCAGCUCCCUACGUUGGGCCUGAAAYACUGUGCUGACCGACUACCAUUCAUCUGCAGGAGCAGCCGAGAACGAUACGUGAAGAUGAAGGAGAUAAUUGAAUCUCAGAGCUCCCAGCCCUCUGCCUUUAUGCACCAACUGAUGAAGCUUUCCAACAAGAGCCAGCCAAUUCUAGGUCAACAGCCAUCUGGACUAAACAGCCUGGCCCAGGCCUCAGUCCUGCUCAACGUCUCAGUCCAGGCCCUGGAAGAAACGCAGCAGGAGGGACUGCAGCCGGCAGACAUGGUGUCACUUAUUCAGCUGCUGUCACUAACCUCUGACAUCCCCUCAGAGCCACCUGUCCAUCCUGAAAACAUCAGCCAGGACAACAUCCAGGAACUCAGUCAGCACUUUAUAAGUGUGGCUGACAGCAUCAUCAGUGAAGAAAAUACCCUCAAAUGGCAGGCCAUCAAGGAGGUGGUGAACGGCCCUAUGGAUGUUGUGAAAAGUAUUGACCGGAUGGUAACCCACUUGAGUCCUCGCUUGGCAGCAGAGACUGACCACCUGACCAUUCACAGUCCAAACAUCAAACUUGAGGUACAACACCAGAAGCUGGAGGAAGGAUUUAAAAUAUUGAGCUUCUGUGGACCUAGGACAGAAAAACACUCUAGUCUAGACUGCAUCACAGUACCACAUCAGAAGAUACAGGAUCUCCAAAACAAUGGCUUCUAUAGGCUCACCUUGGUCAACACAUGGUAUGGCUCUCUACGACCUCUUUUUAAUGCGAAGGAGGAGAACAUCACAAUGGAACCUACUGUUACUGAUGGCAGUCAAAGGUAUCUGGGCACUAUUCUGGGCUCUUCAGUUAUAUCCACCACUGUCCUGGGAGAUGACCAACCAGUUAGCAUGGCAGUUCAUUUCCAGCUCCGGCACAGAGUACAGCAAUCCUUUGAUACUGUAUACAAUCCAGUGUGUGCCUUCUGGGAUUUUAAUCUCAAUCCUGAGGCUGGUGGGUGGUGGAAUACGAAAGGCUGUGACAUAGUGUCCAAACAUUAUGGGUACACUGUGUGCUACUGCAACCACACUACUAAUUUUGCGCUACUGCUGCAAGUUUAUGAAGCCCAGAGGAGCACAGAGAACGAAAAAGCUCUGCAGGUUCUGACGUUCAUUGGCUGUGGAGUGUCUCUGUGUGGCCUCCUCUUCACCUUCAUUCUCUUCAUUGCUGUGGGAGUCCCAAACUCCGACCGCACAACUGUUCAUAAGAAUCUAAUAGUUGCUCUGGGUCUCGCUGAGCUGCUGCUGAUGUGUAGUGACUGGGCUUCUGAAAAUGAGGCAGCUUGCUACCUGGUAACUGCUCUGCUUCACCUGUUCUUUAUGGCUUCCUUCUCUUGGAUGCUGGUGGAGGGCCUUCUGCUCUGGAGCAAGGUUGUUUCUGUCAACAUCAGUGAGGACCGCAGGAUGAAACUGUACUACAUCAUUGGCUGGGGACUACCUGUUUUGAUAGUGGGUGUAACACUGGCUGUAUCAGCGGACAAGUACAAGGCCGAAGAUCACUGCUGGCUCAGUGUGAAGACUGACACGAUCUGGGCCUUUGUGGGACCAGUUCUAUUUGUCUUGGUGGUCAACGCAGUCGUACUGUGCCGCGUUGUCAUGGUGACCGUUUCCAGUGCUCAUCGUCGUGCUAAGAUGCUCAGUCCAAGCUCGGCAUCAAAGAUGCAGACCUUUGACCUCACCUGGGCUGUGAGUCGUCCAGUUCUCAUCCUGCUCCCCGUCCUAGGUCUGACCUGGCUUUGUGGAGUCCUGGUCCAUCUGUCUGUGGUGGUGGCUUAUGUCUUUAUCAUCCUCAACUCCUUUCAAGGCCUUUACAUCUUCUUAGUCUAUGCUGUUUACAACAGUGAGGUGAGGAAUGCCAUAAAAAGAAUCAGAGAAAAGAGAAAGGCCUUAUCUUUUACAAACUGCUCCCAGCCCACCAGCUUCCUGCCUUCCCAGAGGGCYCCGAUUACUUCCUGGAGCCGCAGUCCACCAACUCCAUCCAGCCCAGAGACAAGUGAGACUUCUGGACCCACCUGUUCCACCUCCACAUCAUUAGUCAUCAAAAAUGAAAGUUUCAGAAAAGAGAGUUUUGUGCGUUUUUCUUUGAAACAAGUAUCAGGAAACCAAGUGGUGCAGCUGACAGGCUUCAAGCCUUCAGGUAUGAUGCUGUCUUGGAUCUGUUGGGAGCUCACAGAAGCCCCACAAAAACCAUAAUUUCAUUGCUGAAUGAAAUGUGCUGUAGUAUUACAAUGUGCAAAAGAAAUUAAAACUACAAAAACAAAAAAAUUUGAAGAAACCGUGUGUAUCAAAAAUAAAAACUAGCUAUGAAUUGCCUAAAACAGAAAGAAGUCAGAAAUGACACGAUACAAACAGGAUGUAGAGUUUUUAGUGAAUAAUUUAUCAGAUAUCUCAUCUCAUGUCCCAUAAUCCUUCCAUUUCUCUGUCGUUUAAUUUGGAUUAAUCUGUAAACAUUUGAUUCCACUUUGAUGUCAAAAACAUGUUUUGACAGUUUUUCUGUAAAGGAGGCCCUAAUCGCUCUCACACAUAUCAUAGAUCAGCAUAGCUGCUUGCAAAAUACCUUCAUUUAUUUAAACUUUCAUUAGUUUUUUUUAACUGUUCUUGUUGUUCUCAGGACAGCUUAUCAUGUUUCUGUAGAACGCCUAAUUUCAAUGACUAAUAACAUAUUUUGCAAAAUACACUUUCAUUAAUUURCCCUUAGCUACUUGCUGUAAAUGAGUUCAAAGGGUAAAUAAAAUCAACAAGUUAUCUUUCCAAGGAAGCCCUCAGACUGUGUUAAAUCUGCACUUUGUCUAACCCAUUCAGCAGAACCAGGCUCAGGAUGGGCUGCCAUCUUUCUGGCCUGYCUGAGGUCAAACCUCGUGAACACAGAAACAGAGUUUUGUGGAUAUGCAAUGGCUUUUAAUUGUUUGAGCCUUUUYUCCACACACAAACAGAUUUUUAGAAACCACUGAAUGUUUUUUACUGGAAUCCAGAGUGAGAAGAUCUAGAAAUGCCUCCAUUACAUUCCCAUUGGGCCUAAACGAAACAUUUUGAAAACAAUGAUGUCAUAGACUCAUCCCUAACCUGAACUAUGACCUCAAUUAUAAUGGAUGUGCUUGUUAUUUUAUUAUUCCAUUUGUUUUUCUUUAUAAAGUAAAACUUUUAUAUGUUGUAUUAUUUAAUUAAACAGGCAGAUGAUGAACAAUAAAAUUGCUUUGAGUAGAGCAGAGUAUAGUCUGCUAUUUUAACACUAAAUAAAGUAAGACCACCUGGCCUCAGAUGACAGGAGGUGUAGAAUCACGACUGACAGCUCAACACAGACCACCACUUGGUGGUCAAUUCUGCAGUUUUGUAAUCCUGAAGCUGACCACCAGACUGACAGUGGCAGCAGAGGUGGGAGCAAACAUCCACACCCUGAUUCAUCAUGGCCUCCUCUUCUCCUGCGAGCACCAAUGAUCAGGUAAUAUUAUUAGGCUGGAUGUCAUUUUCAUGUCAUCAUGUGUUGGCUCAUUGCAGCGAUGMACCAACACAUGUAUGGAGGACAGAACCUAUCAUUAUUGGAAAUAAAUGUAUAAAUAUAUAACU
This is a messenger RNA of Austrofundulus limnaeus, 5071 nucleotides long. RefSeq names its product adhesion G protein-coupled receptor D2 (gene adgrd2). Bases 440 to 3700 code for a protein of 1086 amino acids. Gene Ontology annotation, biological process: adenylate cyclase-activating G protein-coupled receptor signaling pathway; cell surface receptor signaling pathway. Lineage: Eukaryota; Metazoa; Chordata; Actinopteri; Cyprinodontiformes; Rivulidae. The record is from RefSeq and is a predicted model, not a curated record. The transcript is spliced from 24 exons. Gene Ontology annotation, molecular function: G protein-coupled receptor activity. Gene Ontology annotation, cellular component: plasma membrane.